UGCAGCGGCUCCGCUCCGGCUCCGCCGCUACCCCUCCGCCGCCGCUCCGCCACAGAGCCCCCUCCCUCCCUCCAUCCCUCCUCCCUCCCUCCCUCUCCCCCGCCCUGUCCCCAGCGCCGCCGCUUCCACAAGAUGGCGGGGACCGUGGCCGAGCGGGACGCGCUGAAAAUAGAGGACGGGCAUUUAAACAACUCGCUGGGAUCUCCGGUGCAGGCUGAUGUGUACUUCCCUCGCCUGAUCGUCCCCUUCUGCGGGCACAUCAAAGGAGGAAUGAGGCCGGGAAAGAAGAUCUUGGUUAUGGGCAUAGUGGACCUCAACCCCGAGAGCUUUGGCAUCAGUCUGACUUGUGGGGAGUCAGAAGAUCCUCCUGCGGACGUAGCCAUAGAACUGAAAGCUGUGUUUACAGAGAGACAGUUUGUCAGAAACUCUUGUGUAGCUGGAGAAUGGGGGGAAGAGCAGUCAUCUAUUCCUUACUUUCCAUUUAUACCGGACCAGCCUUUUAGGGUUGAGAUACUUUGCGAGCAUCCCCGUUUUAGAAUAUUUGUGGACGGACAUCAACUCUUUGAUUUUUACCACCGUAUUGAAACACUGUCAGCAAUUGACACGAUAAAGAUAAAUGGAGAUCUUCAGCUUACAAAACUGGGCUGAGCUUGUUAGGACUGCAGAUUCCAAACCAGCUCAGGUGCCGUGGUCCGUUGGGAGCAGCGACAGCCGGCUCUGGACACAGCUGUGGUAGGAAGGCUGCCCUGUUCCUUUUCCGCAUGCAGUUCUUCACUCCUGUGCCGAUGAACCGGGCUGUGUUUUAUCCUAACGAAGAGCACUGUUGGUUUAUAGACAUUGAGCCGUUUUUCUUGGAUCAAAAUAGCCCACCUGUGCUGGAUAAUCAAAUUGGAAUGGAUUCAGAAAGACUUGCAGUCCCGUUUCAAAUCUCGCAGAAAAGGCAAUCUCUGAAAUGCAGCGCUAAAACCGGUUACUGAACAGUAGUGACGACAAAAACAAGUUUUUCUUUUGCAAAUAUUGUUUCUGCACUGAAGUGGAGUAGUGUAGCACAACAUAGGGCCAUGUGCUGACGUCCUUACCCAGGGCCUGAGCCUGGUUCCAUGGAAAUCAAUGGCAAAACUCCCACUCACUUUAAGGGGUACAAUCAAACUGUCUAGUCCUUAGUCAAGCACAAUUCCCACUGAUUUCUAUGGCAUUUUUGCACAAACCUUGGGGCCUGUCCUACUGGUGUAAAUCAGCAUUACUUCCAUAACUCGUAAUGGAAUUUUGCUGAUUUGGCCCAAGGACUGUGCAAAAACUGACUGAGGGUGUGUGGACACAGCCUGUGUAUUUUAGUCAGGGUAUUUGCAUAGAAUGUAGAUUGUUAUGAGUUUUUGCACAACGUAUUGUUAAUACAAUUUUUAAAACUUAUCUGUAGUUUAUUUAUUUAUACUCAUUGUAUGUAUUAUUAGUAAAAACGAACAAUCUUAAGAUUAAGAACAGCAAAGUGUAAACAUUUUGAAUGUACAAAAUGUCUUAGGUUCUUUGGGUAAACUUUACAUAUCGUUCUUGAAAAACCAUGUUUCCUAUCGCACAUGUAGUUACAUUUUAAUGGAGCCCUCUAGGCCCUGGGAAAACGUGGGCAUGGUAGUUGGUGGGGGGGAAUUCUGCAUAUUCACUAGACUCUGUUUUUCAGGGCUUACUAACUUUGCUGCACAGGAUAGGUUUGAGUUGAAGUCGAUCCAUUUAAAAAAAUUAAACAGCAAAUCUAAAUUUACUGUGCUUUCAUAACCUGAGAAAAAGUUAAAUUUGGCAAUCUCUUCAUUCAGAAAGAGAACCAGCUUCUUUCCAAGGGAGAUUCUUUACACUUGUUUGAGAACAUAUUUGGCCUUUGAUAUGACAAUUAAAACUUGUCUAGACAGCCAAGUUAUAAUGCUUGAAAAUCAGCUACGGCACAUGAAUAAUAACUUUUCAAGUAGCUUUUUAAAUAGUAGGUAUAGCUGUAUAAACACAGUCAUUGUGCUACACUAUAAAUGAACACAGCCACUUUUCUUGACUUCCUUAGGACUAAAUACACUUUUUUCCUUGGCUGCUCACAGUGGACUUUAAUGGGUCUUUCUGAGUAGUUGUAAUCAUGAUAUAAACAUACAUUUAGGCAAUUUUGAGAACACAUAAUAUAGGGACUAAAAAACAGACUACAAAAACAUCCUCUGUAGCAGAGUAUAUAAGAAAAAAACAAAAAAAAGUAUCUCACCAAUGGAACUAUGUUAAACCUGCAAUAAAAGUGUGGUUUAAAGCAACCAGAACUGGAAUAUCCAAAGUUAAGGGUAGAAUGCCAAUGCAAAGCCUCAUUUUGUGCUAAUUUGGCCUGCAGUUAAGAAGCCUUAGACUUGCAAGCUGAAAUUCCAACUGUGGCUCUAGUCCAAAGCCUGUUGAGGUCAAUCAGAGUCCUCUGAGCAUAGAAGCCUGAUUCUUACUUCUUGCAAGUGCAAAUCUGUUUGUAAAGAGGUGGGGUUGUUGCUGCUGCUGCAGAUGAAUUAAGAAUCAGGCUACCACCUGUAGCCUGUAAAAUACAAGUUAAAAUUUUAAUUUUUAGCCUUAACAUUUGACGUUCCCUGACUUUUCUUCCUACUUCCAAAAUAAAAGAGAACCUGUUGUUUUCCAGAUUAACUUUUUGUCUGGUGUGUGGCUUUUAAGCUGUACAUCAGAUUCUAUUUGUACUCCGGAUUGAACUGAAAUGUUCCUGUCUCGCUCUGUUUUUACUCUUUUACAUGAUACAUAAUGACUGUGUCAUUUUCCAUUGUAUAAAGAAUGCUGACAGUGUUUCGGUACAAAAUAUAUUCUUAAAAAUUAUUAUAAUAAAAAUCCAAGGGAAAGGUGCUUCUACAUGAGGUAUUUUGGAUUUUUCUCCUCCAGCAUGGAAAUUCCCUAUGGUUCCAAAGCUGAUGCAGGCAGGGGAUGAAUUCUUUUUGGGGAGAAAUUUAGCACCCUCUGUGCCUAGUGCUUUCUCCAGCUGGACAUCCAAAGCCAGGUUUGCUGAUGCAGGGCCAGUGGGAAAUGUAAGUAGCACCAUGACCCUACAGGAGCACAAACCCAAAGGGAAUCUCCCUGCCAGCCCACCAGCAGAGAUUCCCUCUCCAUGCCUUUACUGUAGCCUGGAAAAAGCAUUUUGGCUGCCUUGGAAUUUCACAGCCCCCACGGGGGCCUGGCACAGCACAGUGCCUACGCCAGGGAUGCCAGGGGAGCUCAGUGCAGUGUCAGGGGCAUCUCUGGUGGAGCCAGGGCCUGGUGUUCCUGCCUUGCUCCUGUUCCCACCCGCUGUGCUGGGCACUCCCAUUUGUUCCUGCUCUCUGGGGAAAAUGCUCUUUUGACCCCAAUUCUGGUUUUGCCUUUGCAUAACUCCACCGCCUGCCCUGUUGUGGUUUCUGAGGCAAGCUUCAAAGCAAGAAUGGUUGUGAAUCCUCUUCUGAUGGGUUAUGGCUUGGCUGAGAACGCAAGAAAGGGCAGAAAGUCAGAGUUGUAAGAAAGCUUACACAUCUAUCUGUCUAUCACCUGAUUGGAAGCCUCUUUAUUUUUCUUUUGCUCUUGGCACAACCAGGCGAUGGCAGGCGAAAAAAGGAUGAUGUCUGUGUAAUCAAGGGCUGUUCCACUCGUGCUUGACUUACACUGGCUGAUCAUGUUAAAAUGCAACUGCAGAACACUUGCACAGUGUAAGUCAUAGACAACUGAGGCCUUAAUUGUUUCUAUUUAGUUGGACUUUGGGUCAAAUCCAAAUGUUUCAAACGGGAGACUGUGCUGCAAAAUUUAUACCUGAAUUUUUCAUUCUCCACAAUUUAGGGAUUAUUCAUAUCUUAGUUUUGGAUGUAAGCCCUAAUAGACAUGAAAUAAAGACUAUUUCCAGAUUAGGCCAGGUUUGUAAAUGCUUUUCAGUAGGGAGACGUAGUCUGUGAGGCUCUUGGAAGCUGCAAUUCUUCAGGACUUCAGGAGUGAAUGAACCAGCUUUGAAAUCUUAUGCUAAAAUUUACUAGCUGAAUAUUUCUGUGGUUUCCUCUGAAUGAGGAAGUUGAUUCUGCAAUGAAAGAAGUCUUGAAUGGGUAAAACCCAUGUGGAGUGGAAACACUCAACUUAGCAUCGUUUUAUUUUUCCAAAGACGAAAAAGAAAAAAAUACAACUAACCAAAUAAAAAAAUCACAACCAAAUUAUUUAAUUAUGUUUGGGAUUGGCUGUGAUAAAGCUGAUUUGAUUAAAAAAAAAAAAACAAAAAACUAGGUUAUUGCCUGCUCAGAAAGAGCCUUGAAAUAUUUCAGUGUCAUGUGAGGUAGUCUGUCUAAACAUAUUUCACACAAAUGCUUUUUCACAGGCAACUUGUUAAAACUGUUACAAAAUACCUUCUUUUUGUGUCACAAUUAGAAGCGUUUGCCCCACCUUGAAAGAACAUUUUGUACUAAAUAUUCUUAUGUUGUCUAUGAGAACUUGCACUAACAUAUUAUAUUCUCCCUCCCCUCCCUGGCUACUUUGAGCAGAAACAGGCGUAAUAUCGCCAAACCGGUUGAAUGUGACAUGUGCUUGCGGCCUAGCAUCUUUCUCAAGGGCUGGAAAAACAAAGGCAGAGCCUUGAUCACCAUUCUGCUGUGACAGCUUUCCACCCUUGUCACUCUCCUGCUGAAGGCCAGAGAUUUCCCACAGCGCAGGGAACAGCGCUGAGAUUUUUAUCUUUGGUUUUGGAACCAUUCAGCGUGGAGGAAAUGAGACCAGAGUGGCCACAGCGCUCUUCAGCUUGGCAGUGAGCAUAAUGUGCUGUAUUCCUAAGAGAGCAGGACUUGAGAGGGCAUCACUGGGCACCCCAGGGUCAGACAAGGGCACAGGCUGUGGAGAUGCAGGGCAGCUUCCCAAGGAUGGGCUUUUCCCCACAUUUUUAGCUGCCACCCUACCAGGACCUGUGGCAAAAAAAAACAGCAUUGCUUACAAGCUUGGACAGCAUGGACUGGUUCGUGUUCCUACUUGCCUGAUGUAAAAGAAGUUCCCAAAUAAAUAACAGGAGACUGUAGGAGUAGCCACACCACUAAGGUAUUUUUUUUCCCCACAGACAUUCAAGCAGGAUGUCUGAUGUGGGGCUCAUUUGGCCUCCUAUCCCCAGGAAAUGCUCUCCCCAGAGAACUCCAGCACCGUUUUCCACACUGAGGGUGCACAGAGACCUUUCCAUGCAGAAAACAAUGCUGCUGAGCCAGUCAGCAACCUCCCAGCAGCCCUGGAGUUGAUGUGACAAUGUAAGGAACAAAAGUCAGGGGCUGAAGGCAGCCUCAAAUGACUGCUGUGAUAAGCACAGAAGUAAGGAAGAAAAGCUUACACCAGUGUAGGAACAGCAAGUGACCUGGUGAGGGGUUUUGUAAUCGUGGUACUGUUCUGAUUUUCUCACAUGGAUCAGAAAGCACACAGGUGAAAGUCACUUUGCAAUGAAUGGUGUGCAGCGUUAGAACCAAGGCCAACCCAAACAGGGAGAAAAAAAUACGAGCUGCAGACGCCCUAUCUGGCUUUGAUACACCCUCCCAGCUCCUCCCAGCAAUGAACACAGACAAUUACUACAACAAGGAGAUUCAGCAGCAUGUGCAAGAUCAAAAUAAUAAACUCCUAUUUGCCACAGGUCCUCCCUAGCUCCUGUUGCUAGGCCUCUCCAUCUGUCUGUCAACAAAUAGCUAUGUCCUUCUGCUUUGAAAAUCCAUGUCAAAAAUCCCUUUGACUUUCAUGGAAACAGGUCCCUAAGAAAAGAGUUAUUUCUAGCUCUCACUCUCCAGUUAUUUUCAGCUGGGGCAUACUCUAAAACUGAGUUUAUUUUUAAGUGUGAAUAGAGGAUUAUUUCUGACUGCAUUGGAUAGAGUCAACAGGAAGCACAGCCUCUCUGUGCUGCAGGAACACUGGUUUCACAGUUCGCUGGUGAAAUGUCUUGCAUUCAUUAGCUUCUGGUUUUAAAAAGUGAGAGUGUGCACAAAAUGCCUGGGCAAUAACAGUAAAAUGUAUCGUUCACCACAGAUCUAUUUUUAUGUGUUGUGCUGGUUUCAUAAUGAAAUUUUAAUAACAAUAAAACAUGAAAUCUUCA
Messenger RNA from Taeniopygia guttata (zebra finch), 6073 nucleotides. It is a transcript of the gene LGALSL, whose product is annotated as galectin like. Gene Ontology annotation, molecular function: carbohydrate binding. The record is from RefSeq and is a predicted model, not a curated record. NCBI's taxonomy places the organism in Eukaryota, Metazoa, Chordata, Aves, Passeriformes, Estrildidae.